Molecule: messenger RNA, 543 nt
Organism: Drosophila elegans
Lineage: Eukaryota; Metazoa; Arthropoda; Insecta; Diptera; Drosophilidae
Gene: Cpr30F
Product: larval cuticle protein A2B
Exons: 3
Coding region: 1-543 (180 amino acids)
Cellular component (GO): extracellular matrix
Source: RefSeq, a predicted model, not a curated record
AUGAAGGUGGAGGUGGUGGGGCCGGGCCAGAGAGCACAGCCGCAGCAGCCACCAAGUCAGCCAGUUCACCAAAUCCCAAACCAAGUCCAAGCCAAAAUGUUCGCUCUCGUCUCUCUUUUCAUCCUGGGUGUUGGAGCAGCCGCUGCCAUCGAGCUGCCGAUCAGCCCGCUUUACCACUCACCCGCCCUUGUGAAGCCCCUGCUGAAGACCAUCGAGGUGGAGGCACCGGCCCACUACGACUUCGCCUACUCGGUGCACGACGAGCACACCGGCGACAUCAAGAGCCAGACGGAGUCCCGGAAGGGCGACCAGGUCCAGGGCCAAUACACGCUGGUCGAUGCCGAUGGGUAUCUGCGCACCGUGGACUACACCUCGGAUGCCCACAACGGAUUCAAUGCCGUCGUGCGUCGCGAUCCGCUGGGCCACAAGGUGGUCAAGGCCGCGCCCAUUGCCAAGAUUCUGGCCCCCGCCCCCCUGCCUCUGGCCUAUGCGGCACCCAAGCUCCUCGCCCCCGUCAAACUUCCCCUGGGUGUUUACCACUAA